CUGUUCUGAUACGUUUGAUGGCACAUUAUGCUGAUUCAAGAUCAGUUUUCAAUAUCAGUUAAUUUAUUUUUAGAUGCACGAUUACAUCCAACCUGUAGAACCAAAACUUACUAGGGGCAGAUGUGGUGUAGUUUUUUUUUGGGGGGGGAUUAUGUCUUGUUUGCUACUACUUUAAAGGUAUUGGGAGCCUUUAUGACAAUUCUUUUAAAUUACCACUAGAUUCAGUAAUGAUCCAAACCAAAUUUGACUUUAUCCCAGCACAACCUAUCUCAAGUAUAAUAUAAAUGGACAAGUUGGAGAAAAAGAUCCACAGUACAGAACUACCUGUGGCAACUAAUGUUGCACUGUUAAUUCAAAAGUGUCUUGUUUGAAGAUCUGGAAGACCUUUAUUUGGCACAAAAACUAAGAUACAAGAAAUUGUGCAGGUUUCUAAACAGCGGAAACUCCACUCUUGGUUGAAACAAAAAGGCAGAAGUCAUCCAUAUAAGGAAAACCCUCCACGCGCAGCUGCCAGUAUGAGUUCAGAAGGAAUUGACUGUGACAGGAAGGAGAGCUGUAGUUCCCUGCAAAAAUCGUGGACAAAUGAACUGGUAGACCCACCCUUGAGUAAACAACAACUUGCCUUAAACUGCAAAGAACAUACAGAGGAUCAGAUCUUAAACAACAGCAAAGACAUUGACAAUAAAUCUUAUUCUUUGCUUGAGGAUAAUAACCUUAGGAGAAACAUGGAGGCAACCGUGGAAGCUUCUUUGAAUGAUGGCCAGAGUAACGACGAAGUGUUGGACUGUGUACCAGAGAGCCCUCUCUCAGAUGCAGGAUCUUCCAGUCUCCAAGAUGCAGAACAGUAUGAGUAUAUGGGAAUAAAAAUGCUGGUAGAAAGAGAAAGUGAGUCUGAAUCGUCUAUGGAGAUAGAUAAGAAAACCAGCCAGGGCUCUGAAGAUGAUCAAGUUCCUGAGGAAGAACAGGAUAAGAGCUUUAAACCUGAAGGCACUGAUUGCUAUGACACGAAAAUGAUAGGGGAAAGUUUUGUAUCUGAUGCAAAUAAUAUGGGCUGCUACCCCGUAGAAGGAAUAGAUAACCAUGAUUUAAAUGCUGGAGCAGUCACUCCUGGAUCGAGCACAACAAAGCACAGUGUUAAGAAGAGGCUGGCCAAAAUCACUGACCAUUUUUUAGCAGUUACUCCUAUAGCUGACAAGAAAAGGAAAGAUGUACAAAAAGAGUUUGAAAAUUCAUGUUUAAGAUCCAUUGAUCCAAACAGCACAUGGCUUGGAACACCUUUGGAAAAUAUGAGGAGAAUGCCAGUGUGUGGCAUGCCACAACCACCACUUAGACCAUCAUCGAAUCACACUAUCACUGUUAGGACUGACAAGCUGUUUGAAAACCGAGUAACUGAGCCAUAUCCAACUCAUUACAAAGACUCCUGGGAUAGUAGGCAUGUAAAAAUGCCCUGCUCGGAUAACAACCUGUACCUAGUAGCGGACCAGAAUGAUGAAAAGGAAGCUGUAAGUCGCUGGAAGCUGAUUGAAACAUCUCUUCUAAACAAGAUCAGAACUCCGCAAGAUUUAAGGGAAGCGAUUCUAAAAUACAACAUGCUAUAUUCCAAGAAGUGGGAUUUUACUGCUUUGAUUGAUCUCUGCGAAAAGGUUUUUGAAGAAGCAGAGUAUGACCACCUCUUCCACUCCAUUCUUCCGGACAUGGUGAAUUUGGCUCUUAGCCUUCCAAAUAUUUGCACUCAGCCUACUCCUUUGCUCAAACAAAAAAUGAAUCACUCCAUCACCAUGUCGCAGAUGCAGAUUGCUUCCCUACUUGCAAAUGCUUUCUUCUGCACGUUUCCACGACGGAAUGCCAGGAUGAAAUCUGAGUACUCAUCCUACCCAGACAUAAACUUCAACAGGUUAUUUGAAGGGAAAAAUCCAAAGAAAGCAGAGAAACUGAAGACACUCUUUUGUUAUUUUCGAAGGGUUACAGAAAAGAAGCCUACAGGUUUGGUAACAUUCACAAGGCAACAUCUUGAUUGUUUUCCUGAUUGGGAAAGGUCUAGUAAAAAGUUAACAAGAAUACAUGUUACCUCUGAAGGUACUAUUGAAGGAAAUGGACACGGCAUGCUUCAGGUUGAUUUUGCCAACCGCUUUGUUGGGGGUGGUGUCACUGGUGGAGGCCUUGUUCAAGAAGAAAUUCGAUUCCUUAUAAACCCUGAAUUGAUAGUAUCACGUCUUUUUACUGAAGUUCUGGAUUCCAAUGAAUGCCUUAUUAUCACAGGUGCAGAGCAGUACAGUGAAUACACUGGAUAUUCAGAGACCUACAAAUGGGCUUGUGUUCAUGAAGAUGAGUCUCCCAGGGAUGAAUGGCAGCGACGGACUACAGAAAUUGUUGCUAUUGAUGCUUUCCACUUCAGACGACCCAUUGACCAGUUUGUCCCUGAGAAGAUUAAGAGAGAGCUAAAUAAGGCUUUUUGUGGGUUUUAUCGUCCUGAAGUAAAUCCACAAAAUUUGUCUGCGGUGGCUACAGGCAACUGGGGCUGCGGUGCAUUUGGAGGUGAUCCUAGAUUAAAAGCGUUAAUACAGCUUCUUGCUGCUGCUGAAGUUGGGCGUGACCUGGUGUAUUUCACUUUUGGAGACCGUGAGCUAAUGAAAGAUAUCUACCUAAUGUACUCAUUUCUUACAGAAAAGAAUAAAACAGUGGGUGAUAUAUACAGCAUGUUGAUAGAAUAUCAUAACAAAGUGUGCAGAAACUGUUCUACUCCAAGGCCAGAUGAAAAGCUGUACCGAUUUAUAUACAACAACUUGAAAUCCUGAAUGAUUCGGGAAACUACACUUGUACUCAACUAAAAGCAAUUACAAUAAUCUGGGUAUUAUAUAGGCUAUCAUUAUCUGUGUAUAUAUAAGAGCCCUUUAGUCCUACAUGCUUUUUUAGUGUAAAAUGGGAUAUUUACAGGGCUGUGUUUAUAUUAUUUGGUUUACAAUAUGCAUUCACUUUGACUGAAUUUUUUCUUUCAUUGAUUUUUAUUUUCCUUAUUACUGCAGAGUUGAUAAUUAUUUUUAUUAGGUUGUUUAGAGAAAAGAAAAAUGCACCAUGCCAGCCUAUAUAAGCAAUACUGUGUUUAUAGCUGCUGCUCUAUAAAACUUGCAUCAACAGUGGGAUGAUAUGCAGAUCUUGUACAUCUGUGCUGGUGGAUCAAGCAAUGGAAUUAUUACUUGCUUUUUAACUGAUGAAGUCCUGACUCAUGUCCAGCCACAAAACGUUCUGGAAGUAUUUACACAUGUUGAGUUUCAUGCAAGUUUGAUAUGCACCAUUUAACUGUUUCUGAAUUUAAAAAUAUCCUGUCAAUAAACAGAACAAUUAAAGUAUACAUUUAUUUGCAGCUACAAAGUAUUAAAUAUAAAA
Messenger RNA from Xenopus laevis (African clawed frog), 3384 nucleotides. RefSeq names its product poly(ADP-ribose) glycohydrolase L homeolog (gene parg.L). Gene Ontology annotation, molecular function: poly(ADP-ribose) glycohydrolase activity. NCBI's taxonomy places the organism in Eukaryota, Metazoa, Chordata, Amphibia, Anura, Pipidae. The coding region runs from base 516 to 2795 and encodes 759 amino acids. Gene Ontology annotation, biological process: carbohydrate metabolic process; regulation of DNA repair; nucleotide-sugar metabolic process. The record is from RefSeq and is a predicted model, not a curated record. The transcript is spliced from 18 exons. Gene Ontology annotation, cellular component: cytoplasm; nucleus.